GAAAUUGAAAUUACAAAGUCUUUUAGGGUUCGUUUUGUAUGUACAAACAUGUGAACGCUAGACAGGUGGUAUUUGAUUAGUUACCGGACGCUGGUAUUUAGAUCUACCGCUGUUCUAGAUCGUUUGAUGAGACCACGUUUUAUUUUCACAUUUGAUAUGAAUCUAAAUGUAAGCCGCGCCUUACCGGAAGACCACCCUAAUUCAUUAAACAGUGGCUAAAGGCUUUUUUUAUACGACUCAGAGGAGAUUCUAAUUUUAGUUUACAACGAAAAUAGUGCAACCCUUGGUUCACAGCAAUGGAACGCUACAAAGCGGAAACCUUAUUUUUCAUGUUCAUCUGGCUAAAUGCUCCAGUGUGUAUCGCGGUACAAUUUCUUCAGUACCCGGAGUCUCUUACAGUCGCUCCAGGACAGACUGUGAACAUUACUUGCGCUCUGAAGAACCAGACUGGAUUGCCGGUGUUUGUAUACCACUGGUACAUGAAAUCAGCACACCAGGAGAAGAGAUCUUUCAAAGAAGAGCCCCUCGAAGAAAACAGCAGAAUAUCUAUUUUCCAGAGUGAAAAUCACAGCUACGAAAUCCUCACCAUCCGUAAUGUCAGCGCGUACGAUGAAGGAGAGUAUAGCUGUCAUGUACAUUUUUACAGAGCUGCGAAAGACCAGAUUGUGAACAAAAUAUUACUUUUUGUGAAAGCUACCCCAGAAAUCCGACUCCUCGCUCGCUCAGUGAAGCAGCGUGGACGAUCCCUGAUUUGCAGCGCCAUGGGUUUUUACCCUUCUGAUCUGAACCUGUCCUGGGUUUACUCCCCAUCCCGGGAACCAGUAAUUGAGAAACAAGGAUCAUUCAUGCUGAAUUCGGAUGGGACCUAUAGCAAGAACUCCAGCCUGCAGUUUGAAAACGGAGUGUGGAACACUGGCACUGAAAUCACAUGUCUAGUGAGUCACACAAGAAUCAGCUAUGCAGUGAGCUCCGAGGCGGAGAGGAGUGAUUCUGUGACUCUCACCUGCAGCGCUCUGAGUCCCUACCCUCCACGCGUGACCCUGUCCUGGGAUUCACCUCCUGGGGGACCCCCCUCUUCACAACAGGGACCCCCCUUGUUAAUCCAGGACGGCAUUUACAAUACAAGCACCAGCCUGCAGGUUGAACAGUCUCGCUGGGACGAAGACUUUGAGGUUGCGUGUGUGCUGAAGCCGAGGCUAAACGACGAGACAAUCAUCGAUGACGGUAACCAUGGCAAAUGGUAUUACUGCUCCCUGAUUGGACUCGUGUUCGUGGUGCCUCUGGUGGCAUGCGGUCUGAAACGCUGGUGCAGAAAACCCCAACACCUGCCAGCAGAUCAGAAAACCCAUAGAAGAAACGACAAUGGAGAUGGGAAGUCACAGUGUGGAGAUGACCUACAUUACACUACCAUCCAGUACAAAAAACAAAAAGAUAGGAAACCGCAAAGUAACUCAAAGCAGGAGCGAGGUGAUGGGGAGAUUGUUUACUCGCCUGUCAGGAUGCGGGGCGGAAAUGAUCAGGUCAGUGAAAGCAUCGUGUACGCAGCGCUGGAGCUGCAGAGCAGAGCCCCCACCAGAGCUGUGGCUGACCGCGACCGUUCCACUGAGUACGCUGCUGUAAAGCGCUGAGGCGCACACGGGACCCCGUUUCGAACAACAAAGCGAUGCAGCCCUUCACACUUCAGAGACUAAAAGAAGCCAAGCCAAACAAAUAUUUCCACCCUGACGUCAUCAGCAGCCCUGAAUUGCCACUCGUUUCUUUUAGUUUUACUGACAUGCUAUUGAAUGCACUUUCAUCUAGAGCGCAUUCUUCUGUGUGUUGCUUUUAGUGAUGUCCGAUAUGGAUUGUAUCUUGUGAUGUAACCCACUUGCUUUAGUUUGGUAUUUUAUUCAGAAAAACUAAUUUUUACAUUUCUUUAUAAAGUUAUAACUUUAUAAAUGCAACUCUUUCAUAAUCUGUAUCAUUAUAAAAGCAUGGUAUCUUAGCCAUUCUUCUCAAUCUCUUCUAAAGUUCACUAUUAUCUAUAAAUGGAAACUUCUAGACUCUUCAUUAGCAAGUCAAUGCAGACAAUCUGAUUGAAACCCAAAGUGACGAAACUGGUAUUAAAAACUAUGUAAAGAUAUGCAGGCCUGUCUAAUCGUUUUCUCUGACUCUUUCAAAGUGACAUAAACGAGUGUGAAGAGAUGAGAAGCAGAUACAUGAAGGAGACCAAACCGGCA
Messenger RNA from Polyodon spathula (Mississippi paddlefish), 2219 nucleotides. RefSeq lists its product as uncharacterized. Bases 297 to 1628 code for a protein of 443 amino acids. The transcript has 7 exons. The record is from RefSeq and is a predicted model, not a curated record. NCBI's taxonomy places the organism in Eukaryota, Metazoa, Chordata, Actinopteri, Acipenseriformes, Polyodontidae.